AUGAUGAAAAUGAGACUCCUAUUAAUUCUUGCUGUGGUGGUGAUCGCAGCUGCAGCACCACAGGAUAAAGUUAUAGCCAUCCUUAAGCAAGACUUUGAUCAACAAGCUGACGGAUCUUACGUAUACAGCUACGAAACAGAAAAUGGAAUUAAGGCAGAUGAAACCGGUACACUCAAAAAGGCGUCGAGUCCUGACAGCAACGAUGUCAUUAUAGCACAGGGCACUUUUAGUUAUACUGCCCCGGAUGGUACAGUUAUAAACUUAUCCUACACCGCUGACGAUGAAAAUGGCUUCAGACCUGAGGGUGCGCAUUUGCCUACUCCUCCACCAAUUCCACCAGCGAUCCAAAAGGCGUUGGACUACAUCGCUUCAUUGCCUCCUCCACCACCGUCUAGGAAC
Messenger RNA from Brenthis ino (lesser marbled fritillary), 399 nucleotides. Lineage: Eukaryota; Metazoa; Arthropoda; Insecta; Lepidoptera; Nymphalidae. The record is from the annotation of a GenBank genome assembly.